Messenger RNA from Caenorhabditis sp. 36 PRJEB53466, 280 nucleotides. The record is from the annotation of a GenBank genome assembly. NCBI's taxonomy places the organism in Eukaryota, Metazoa, Nematoda, Chromadorea, Rhabditida, Rhabditidae.
AUGGAUGGACCCGACCUGUACGUGGCGACCAACUUCCAAAAAUUGACAGUGAUGAGGUUCACGAAAGAAUCGAGAACUCCAAGUUACCGGGAGGUAGAAGCAGUUGUUCUUAGAGAUCAGCCAUUUGUAAUCUUCAAAUCAGGAUAUCAAGUGAGUUUAAAGCAAUCUGAAAAAUCUUUUCAUAGACAAUAUUUUGCAGAUUAUCACUGGCCACAACUACAAUCACUUGAACAUUCUCACUUUGAGAAACGAACCAGAGGAUUUUAUAGUAAAAGUUUAA